UUCACACUCCCCUCCCCCGGGUUUCCCUUUCCCAAUGAGAUCCAGGGGGUUGGGGGAGGAGCGGGGAAAGGAGCAAACCUUGCCCCGGAGCUGCCCCUGCUGCUGGCCCUCUGGACUGUGAGUGCCCAGCCUUGGCAUCUGCCCCAGCUCCCCGCGGCAGCAGCCUGCUCCUCUCCGGCUGCUGCUCCCCUGCCCCCGGCGCUCUCCUCGUUGGCUCUGCACGGUGCAAUGUAGGGGGUUGUCGUUAUUUUUUCAUUUAUUUUGCACAGAAGAUGGCUUAAUUGUUUGUAUUAAACCCCCAACCUGCCCAGCCUUCUGCCAGCUGGGCCAGCGCUGAGUGCCUGGGACUGCUCCGGGGGCGAUGAGCCCUGCUCUGAAGAAGCCUCCUAGAGGGAUGUGACGGGGCCACGCAACGGACUAGAUCCAAGCCCUGAAGCCUGCAACACCAACAACCCUCCUGCCCCCUCCCCCCAACCGUCCCUGCCCCCUCACCCCCCUGAAGUCCUCGGAUCGGAGCCUGCGCUGAGCUCCGGAGAGCUUGGCUGGGUGGCAAGUCCGGAGCCCGACGAGAGACGGGGCGGCCGUGCUAGAUGCAUGGGGGAGGGCUCCGGUUAAUGCAAGUGCUGGGCUCCUGCAGGGACCCCGACAAUUGUCAGCUGCAGCCGCAACUCGGGGCCUCCUCCUCCGCGAUGCUUUUCCACAGCCUGUCCGGCUCAGAGAUGCACGGGGUCAUCGAUGAGAUGGACCGGAGAGCCAAGAGCGAAGCGCCAGCCAUCAGCUCGGCUAUAGACAGGGGAGAGACCGAAACGGAGAAGCAGGUCAGGAUGGCAGGGGCUGGACUCCUCGGAGCCCCCUUUUCCCUGGUCUCUCUAUUAAGCCCCCUGGAGUGGAAGAGGAGAAGCCCAGCCCUGAUGCAGACCAUGCCUUCCAUCAGCAGUGACCGGGCUGCCCUGUGCGCCGGCUGCGGGGGAAAGAUCUCCGACCGUUAUUACCUCCUGGCAGUGGAUAAACAGUGGCACAUGCGCUGCCUGAAGUGCUGUGAAUGUAAACUCAACCUGGAGUCCGAGCUCACAUGCUUCAGUAAGGACGGCAGCAUCUACUGCAAGGAGGAUUAUUACAGGAGGUUUUCGGUGCAGCGAUGUGCGAGGUGUCACUUGGGGAUCUCCGCCUCCGAAAUGGUCAUGAGGGCCAGGGAUUUGGUAUAUCACUUAAACUGCUUUACUUGCACCACCUGCAACAAGAUGCUGACCACCGGCGACCACUUUGGCAUGAAGGACAAUCUGGUGUACUGCCGCCUCCACUUCGAGACUCUCAUCCAGGGGGAGUACCAGGUGCAUUUCAAUCACUCGGAUGUAGCCGCUGGGAAGGGCCCAGCCCUGGGAGCGGGCUCUGCCAAUACUUUGGGACUGCCUUAUUACAACGGCGUGGGGACUGUCCAGAAGGGGCGACCCAGGAAAAGGAAGAGCCCAGGGCCUGGGGCAGAUUUGGCAGCUUACAAUGCAGCUUUAAGUUGCAAUGAGAACGAUGGUGACCACCUGGAUAGAGACCAGCAAUACCCCAGUAAUCAAAAAACAAAGCGCAUGAGGACAUCAUUCAAACACCACCAGUUGCGGACAAUGAAGUCUUAUUUUGCUAUUAACCACAAUCCUGAUGCCAAGGACUUGAAACAGCUAGCUCAGAAAACUGGCCUAACCAAAAGAGUUCUUCAGGUUUGGUUUCAAAACGCCCGAGCCAAAUUCAGACGGAACCUCUUACGUCAAGAAAACACAGGGGUGGAUAAGACUUCAGAUUCCACACUCCAAGCAGGAACUCCAUCAGGACCCGCCUCAGAAAUAUCCAACGCCUCCAUGAGUCCAUCCAGCACUCCCACUACCUUAACAGACUUGACUAACCCUACCAUGCCUACUGUGACAUCUGUCUUGACGUCAGUACCCGGAAGUCUUGAGGUUCAUGAAUCUCGAAGUCCUUCACAGACAACUCUCACAAAUCUUUUCUGAUGACUCUUUCUCAAUAAUUUCUUUAAAAAAGAAAUUAUUCUUAGUUAAAUUCCAAGAGUAUUUUAAUAGAGGCUUUGAGCAACUGACUAACCACACUUAGGAUCUCUCCUGAAAACAGAAGGAAAUGUAUUGUUCUGAUAUUACAGAUUAUGGACUGAGGAAUAACUUGGAAGAUCUAUCUGCAACACAACAUUUGUGUAACUGUACAGUUUUGUGGACUGAGUAAGGGAAACAGCAAUUAAUUUAAGUUGGCUAAAGCUUCUGUAAUUUUCAAAGACUGCCAUGUGCCUUAUAUACUGUUUUAUCUACGUACUUUGGAUUACAUGUCCAUUUUUCUCUUUUUCUCUCUGUAUAUUUAUAACAAGGGCAAAAAUGUUACAAGAGUUUGUUACUUUGAAUAGUCCUAUGCCCUUCAUUGGUUGCUUUGUUGUUUUAGAAUUUUAAGGUGAAAGUCUGUUUGAAUAUCAGAAUUUGUAAAAUCUAACCAGUAAUAAAACCACUUGUGGAAACUACUUGGUAACAGCUGCAGUUACAUUUAGCAUUAAUUUCACAGUGCAGGUAGGCUGACUGUAUUUAAAUUGAUUAGAAAAUUGCACAUCAAAUACAGUAUCUGCUUAGAGUAAACUCUAAAUACGAUACACAUCUGCCUCCUGAUUCCUAAAUAUAUAGGUGAAAAAUCAAAUUUGUAUAACAGGGUCUAGAUAUUUUCGUUAUAGAGAAAUAAAUAAUUGUUAGUUGAAACUAAAAUUGUUAUUGAAUGUUAAAAUUUACACAAACAUACUGCUUAAUUUUGUUGCUGAAACUCAAUUUAACUUCAGUUAACAUUGAAAAGGAAACAAAUACUGCUUUUAUGCAACCAAAGGCGUCUGUCCUAUUUUAUGGAGAGGGCAAGCCAGGCAUUUGAAAGCAGUGUGGCCAUGAUCAACCUAUUUCUGAGACAGACACAGGGUAAUGUUGUCCCCUAAAAACAAAGAAAAAGUAUUUGUUAGAUUAAUUUAAAACAUUGGCAGAUAACAUUGAGACAAAACUAUGUUUCACAAACAUAUAUGGCCUUUUUUAAUGGUUUGAAGGUAUAAAAAAGCAGGUAAGAAUAUAUUGUUAUGGAUACUAAUAAAAAUGGCUAUUCCUUAAACCAUAAUGGACCUGUUCAAUUUAAUUUAAUUCCUUCUCCAGUUGUGAGAUCUGUGCUCUUCUGAAUAUCAUUUGUGCUGUGAGCUCUUUCUCCCUUUUUUUUGAAAGAUAGUCUUUCAUUCUUUAAGGAAAAAAUAAGUAUACCUCAGCAAGGUUUACAUUUGAGUUAGAAUGCUGUAUGCUAUUUUCCCAAUGGUUUAUUUAAUGCAGACUUUGAGCUGUAUGUACCAUAUAUAAGGUUGUUUCUUUUCAAUCUUGUUGCAAGGUUUUUCAGUCAGAUGUGUUAGGUUGUAUGUGGCUGACUUAGUAAAAACUGCUCUGUUGCUCCCAUAGGAUUGAAAUCAGCAAAAGAUUAUUCUGAACUAGCAGCAAGAUAGGUGCUAAGAUUCGUGUUCUUUGCUCCUCUCAGUGUACUGAAGAUGAUUCAUUAGGCCAGGGUUCCGUGCAAACAGUGUUUUGGUUUUUGAAAUGCUAUAUUUAUAAAGCUUUCUCAGCUGAAAGCUUGCAGACCUUGUGCAUGCCAAAUUUCCAUUGAGGUCAGUGAGAGAUCUGGGUGCACAAGGACUGUGAGACUGGGACCCUGACGUAUUCAAAAUAUUUAUUAACCUUUCUUGCUCUUCAGUUCUGGUAAAUAAAGAUGAAUAAUCUGAGAAACAAGGAAGUCCCCAUAGGAAAUCAUGACUGGAUAAGAUUUGUGAAGGGGGAUGUAUUUCCAUCCCUAAAAGACAAACAGUUUAACAUAGUUCAUUAAAUUUGUACACACUUACAAAUACAUGUGUUUUUUUUAAAAAACCUGCAGGUUGAAUUAGCAAACUUUACUAGAUACCCCAUAGCAAAGAUGUCUAAAAAGGAAAUAAUAUUGGUUAGUGGAUUGUUAAAGAGUAUGUUUCUACCUUUUGAAAAGGGUGUUCACACACAGAUAUUCUGCUGUAUGUGGUGUUUUGUUUAUUGUCAAUUACCUUGGGAAUUUUAUUUUUGUUAAAUGCUUUAGUUGGAUCUUUUCUUGAUUUAAAAGGCAAUGUUGGUCCAAUAUGAAAUGGAUACAGGCCAUAAAUAAAAACCUGUGUAUUCCUAUAUAAACAAAAUGGUUUUCAAAAACUUACUAUUAAAUUCAAUAGUAAUGCAGCAAAAUGUAGUUGUUAACAAUUUGAAGAGAGGUGCUGGUUGUGGUUGGUAUUUUAUUUUUUUGAUAUUUUGUUUUAACUACCUGAAUCCACAUCUUUGAAAUCAGUUCUCAAUAUUGCCUUUUCAAUAACUGAGAUUUAUGGAGGGGAAUAAUCUCAUGUUUCUAUUAUCUAAAACCUAAAACAGGCAAUUAAAUCAAUUGUCUGGUUUAAUCAAAUCAGGGAUUUUGCAUAUAAGUAAGAUACAAUAUUCUAUAUAGGGCCUUUAUGUAGGGACAUUCGGAUUCAUUCACUGUCUCCAAUGACCUAUGUUGUCCCCAUGAUUGUUUCAAUCCUGUGGUAUUGUUCAGUUGUUUAGAGCUUGUUGGUUUUGAAUGCUGUACAUUUUUUUACUACUGCAAUCCUAAUGUUUCUUCACAUACUUGUACAGUUCCACAUUUGAUGUACUAGUCUGAAAUUCUGUUAAAAACAUGAACAAAAAUGGAAAUGAUAUUUCUUUGGAAGUGUAUUUUUACUGUAUAUCUAAUUUGAACUAGUUGAACAUACUUCUUUACAUCUUGCAUGAUAGGUGUGUAGUUCAUUUUUUAAAUAUGAAAGAGACUUGAGAGUAACAGAUCAAAAAUAUAAUGAAAACUAUACAAAUAUGGAAAAUACAUACAUUGAUUUGCUACUUUUUGACUCAAGAUACUUUUUGAAAUACAUUUUCUCUAGAUUAUUUAAGAUAA
Molecule: messenger RNA, 4977 nt
Organism: Caretta caretta (loggerhead turtle)
Lineage: Eukaryota; Metazoa; Chordata; Testudines; Cheloniidae
Gene: LHX2
Product: LIM homeobox 2
Biological process (GO): neuron differentiation; regulation of transcription by RNA polymerase II
Cellular component (GO): nucleus
Molecular function (GO): DNA-binding transcription factor activity, RNA polymerase II-specific; RNA polymerase II transcription regulatory region sequence-specific DNA binding
Source: RefSeq, a predicted model, not a curated record